GGCGUAGUGCGUGUGAGCCGCACGUCCGAAGAUAAGUGCCUCAACGCGUGCCAACUCCUUACACGCUUCACUCGUGCGAAUCUCUCGCCGUCCCCCUCGUCUCCAUCCUCCGCCGCGUCGCCGCCGGGAAAUUCCCCGCUGGCUGCGCGUAUACAGUACGGCCUGUCAAUUUUCACCCGGAUUCGGUGAGUUCCGGCUAGAUCUCCUCGGCCCUUUCCUUCUCCCGCGGUCGGGUUGAUUCGUAGGAGUCUUGAACUCUGGAUCUGCAAAGGAAUGGUGUGAGAUCUAUAAAGUCAUGUGUUAAACGACUACGGAACAUUGUUGAGCUCGCCAGUAGGAGGAGCUCUUUACAAACACAGUCCUAGACAUCCAUUUUCCCGUGGAAAGCAUGCAUUUAAUUGUCAGUAUUCAAGACAUAAAACGUGGAAACUCCACCAGGCCAAUCAAAUUCAGCAAGAUCUACACCUCAUAGAGAAGAAAAUCAACUCGUGAUCGUAGAAAACUGGGAACCUUUUUUUCUUUCUAUGUCGACAGAAAUGCAUAAAUUCGGCCCCAGCGAGGAAGAUGAUGAGGACAUGGGUAUGGAUAUGAAGGAGGAAGAUGAUGAUGAUGAAGACGAUGAUGAAGAGAAGAACGUGAGAACAACUUCUAUUAACAGCUUGGAUGUAGGCAUUUUACCCACAGCUGGCGGUACCAACAGGUAUGUGCAUCACCAGCAAUAUCAAGACCAGCCCACUCCACAGGGAGGUGGGUCCCGAAGGUGUCGGCCUCAGGAAGAGAAAGAAAGGACAAAGCUAAGGGAGAGACAGCGGCGGGCGAUCACUGCCAAGAUUUUGGCGGGGCUCCGUAGGCAUGGUAACUAUAAUCUUAGAGUUAGAGCUGACAUUAACGAUGUAAUUGCUGCUUUGGCUAGGGAAGCUGGUUGGGUUGUUCUUCCAGAUGGGACCACCUUUCCUUCCAGAUCACAGGGAACACGACCUAUCACUGGUGCUCCAAGCACGGCAGUGCAACCAUUAUCUCCACAAAUGCCAGCACCACACACAUCUCCUACUGCCUUGAGGGGCAUCUCCCCAGGGUACAGGAAUACAGUCGAUUAUGGUGCAUCUCACAUGAAAGGUGUUUUUGUGCCUGUUUCAUCUCCUUAUGAUGGCUCGUCGAGUGCCAGAUCUCAGACAUCCGCUAUGAUUGGGGACGGAGACCUGCAGAAUGAUCCUCUUCUUGGUGGCUCCAUUGAUUCAAUCGACAACAGGCAGGCGAGACUUUUGGCUUUUCUAGAUCGAGAUUAUAAUUAUUCUCAUGCUUCGUGCUUAAAGCCUGUGGUUGACAUGCCACCAGCAACAAAACUACACGAGCGAGAUUUUUUUGGGACGCCUUACGUUCCGGUUUAUGUUAUGCUGCCGUCAGGUGUCGUCAAUAUGAAGUGUGAGCUUGUUGAUCCAGAUGGUUUAUUGGAGCAAUUGAGAAUCUUACAAUCAAUUAACGUUGAUGGUGUUAUGGUUGAUUGCUGGUGGGGUGUGGUUGAAGCACAUGCACCUCAGGAGUAUAACUGGAAUGGCUACAAAAGGCUAUUUCAGAUUGUAAGGGAGAUGAAAAUGAAAGUACAGGUUGUACUGUCCUUCCAUGAAUGUGGUGGUAAUGUUGGUGAUGAUGUGUGCAUUCCCCUGCCUCACUGGGUGGCCGAAAUCAGUCGAAACAAUCCGGACAUCCUUUUCACAGAUAAAUCAGGAAGGCGGGACACAGAGUGCCUGUCUUGGGGAGUUGACAAGGAAAGAGUUUUAAGGGGCCGAACAGCUAUAGAGGUGUACUUUGAUUGCAUGAGAAGCUUUCGGGUCGAAUUUGAUGAGUUUUUUGAGAGUGGUGUUAUAUCUAUGAUUAUAGUUGGUCUUGGCCCAUGUGGUGAGCUGAGAUAUCCUAGCAAUCCUGUGAAACAUGGUUGGAGAUACCCGGGUAUUGGUGAAUUUCAGUGCUAUGAUCAAUAUAUGUUGAAGAGCCUGCGCAAGGCUGCAGAAAUAAAAGGACACUCUUUCUGGGCACGUGGACCUGAAAAUACUGGUUCGUACAAUUCAAGGCCGCACGAGACAGGAUUUUUCUGUGACGGGGGUGAUUAUGACGGCUAUCACGGCAGGUUUUUUCUCAGCUGGUAUUCUCAAGCUUUAGUCGACCAUGGAGAUCGAGUUCUUUCUUUGGCCAAAAACCACAAUCAUCUUCCAAACUUACAAAUACCUCUGUUGGCCAUGCAGUUUGUAAAACUGAAACAAAUAAUAGCCACGAUUCACUUGUAUUCCUCCAAAUAUGGAUUCCCACUAGGUAAUCUGAUGCUUGCGAGCAUCAAUUGGUGGUACAAGACAUCUAGUCAUGCUGCUGAAUUGACUGCUGGAAUUUAUAACUCCAGCAAUCGUGACGGUUAUGCUGCAAUAAUGUCGAUGCUAAAGAGGCAUGAGGCUGCUCUAUGCUUUCCAUGUUCCGAGAUGAGCGUUAUAGAUAAUCAGAUGGACUUCUCUGAGUCGCUAUCCGAUCCCGAGGGAUUAGCUUGGCAAGUUCUGAAUGCUGCUUGGGAUGCUUGCAUACCAGUUGCCAGUGUAAAUUCUUUCCCAUGUCACGAACGAGAAGGUUUUAAUUAUUUACUGGAGAAGGCCAAGCCCAUAGGUGAUCCUGACGGGAGGCAUUUUUCUGCUUUUACAUAUCUGAGGCUCAGCCCACUCUUGAUGGACAGACAAAACCUCAUCGAGUUUGAACUGUUUGUCAAGAAAAUGCGUGGGGAAGCUGUUCUUGAGUAUCAGACAUAGUGAAUCCGAGUUUCAGACAGAAAAAAAAACUGACAUAGAGCUUUUCUAGUAUACUCUAAUUAUUAGGCAUAAGUCUAUUGUGGAAACAAAGCAAUCGGUGAUUCAAGUAGGUGGUUCUCUCAGUGACAAGCUAAGGUGACGAACAAACGAGUUCGGACAUGUCAUUCUCGGCAGCUAAGGUUUGCUCGAAAAUCGUCGUCCCUGUGGAUAUUUGGUUGUGUGUAAAAUGUAUGUGGAUUAAGGAUAUGGUGAAAAAUGUGCUACAUGUGGUGGAUAUGAGAAAUUGAGUUGUAUUAGUAAAUUGGAUGGAAUGAUGUUUGGAGUUUGUACUAGGGUUGGCAAAUGCUGGGUUCAUCUAACUGCAAUUUACUGUGAUUCUGUUAAUCAAUAUUAAUGUUAUUUUGUUUAA
Striga asiatica is the source of this 3195-nucleotide messenger RNA. NCBI's taxonomy places the organism in Eukaryota, Viridiplantae, Streptophyta, Magnoliopsida, Lamiales, Orobanchaceae. The record is from the annotation of a GenBank genome assembly.